This is a messenger RNA of Thrips palmi, 3567 nucleotides long. RefSeq names its product ras-like protein 2 (gene Ras64B). Gene Ontology annotation, molecular function: GDP binding; GTP binding; GTPase activity. The record is from RefSeq and is a predicted model, not a curated record. Gene Ontology annotation, cellular component: plasma membrane. The transcript has 4 exons. The coding region runs from base 137 to 736 and encodes 199 amino acids. NCBI's taxonomy places the organism in Eukaryota, Metazoa, Arthropoda, Insecta, Thysanoptera, Thripidae. Gene Ontology annotation, biological process: signal transduction.
CACGUCCUUGAUCCUUGGGAGAAGGCGGUGGCUCGCUGUUGCUGCGAGUGCACUGCGAGUGUUGAAUCCAUCUCCUCGGUGAUGUGAUUGUGUUUUCGUGUGCCCUUAUUUCGAGCGUGUCCAGUGUCCGUGCACCAUGUCGCGACAAAACGACAGAGGAAGCUACGCCCAGUCGUACAAGCUGGUCGUGGUGGGGGGCGGAGGCGUCGGCAAAUCGGCGAUCACCAUUCAAUUCAUUCAGAGCUACUUCGUCACGGACUACGACCCCACCAUCGAGGACUCGUACACCAAGCAGUGCGUCAUCGAUGACAUCCCCGCCAAGCUGGACAUCCUGGACACCGCGGGUCAGGAGGAGUUCAGCGCCAUGAGAGAGCAGUACAUGCGGUCCGGCGAGGGCUUCCUGCUCGUCUUCUCCGUGACGGACCGCGGCGGCCUGGACGAGAUGUUCAAAUACCACCGGCAGAUCCUCCGCGUCAAGGACAGGGACGAGUUCCCAAUGCUCAUGGUGGGCAACAAAGUGGACCUGGAGCACCAGCGGCAGGUGUCUCGAUUCGAUGCUCAAAACGCCUCCACACAGCUCAAGAUCCCAUACAUUGAGUGCAGCGCCAAGCAACGCAUGAAUGUGGAUCAAGCCUUCCAUGAAUUAGUACGAAUUGUACGUAAGUUCCAGGCUUCUGAAAGACCGCCACUGAAGCCUACCUCGAGUAAUAAGAAGCGCAAGUGCUGUAUCCUCUAGGUGCUCUUUAGUGUCCUCUGUUUUUCAUGCAGGUUCGUUAUUAAUUAUGGCAAUCUGUCCUUUUGUAAAAAAAAAUACUUGUGGUUUUGCUAUUUUAAAACGAAGAAAAUAGAAAAGACUUGCGCACACUUCUAAAAAGUUGUGAAGCCUUAAUUAUCCCAAUGUUUUUUGGUGUUGUUUUUAUGAGCAUAGUCUGUGGUCAGUUAGUUUUCUGUAUUAGUUCUCAGGUUAUUUAUGUCUCUUAAAAGCAACACUAGACCUUAAAGCUUUAAUAAAUGUUAGCAUGGAGGACCUUACACCUCAUGCAUAGCCAUGUUUUAAUGUGCUGUUACUUGUCAACUAUGUAGGGGCUAAUGUAGGUAAUUUUCAGUAUUUUUUUCUGAUGGAGAUUGAAUUAUACUAAGAGGAGCUUCAUAACAUUUUAAAUGUACAGCAAACUAAGAGAUUGUAGCCUAUGUAACAAUGUGUGACUGUUAUGUGCUACCAGAUUGAUUCAAUGGUAACCAGCCGGUAAAUUUACAAAAUGACAUUCCACGGUGCUCCCUUGUGUUUGGAUGGACCCUGACACUACGGAAUUUAACAAGUGCUGUUCGAGCUGUUUUCUGAGCAUUUGUCCUGCCAUUCAACACCAAAAUUAUUUUAGUUACUGCUGCUAUUCAUUCAUUUUAAGUUCAUGUGGUCCUGUUUAAGAAACAGCCAUUGCUGGCUGUAUGCUGCUAUGCCUCUGCUGUUCAAUGUAGUGCUUUGUUUGACUGAUACUAUCGGAUCCUGGGACUCAGACCUUUUAUACAUUAUUUGUGCAUUGAAUUUGCUGGACACAAUUGCAGAAUAACUAUGUAGAGUGAUGAACCCUGUCUUGCAGUCAUAUACUUGUUAAUUUCACUGAAUGUUUUCGGGGUGAAAGAAUAGUUUCACCCAGUGUCAUCCUAAAGGAAACUAAAGACUUAACAAUGAGGCCAGUUGGGAUGGUGCUUUUAUUUAUUGUGAAGAAGUGGUUGGAUUUUAGUCAUAUAAAAUUAUAUCAUGGAAGGUGAACUAUUUAUCAGGCUUACAUGUUAUCAUACAAUGUUAAUUAGAGUUGAUGCGUUUUCAUAUCUAAAUAUUUUUUGUGAAAAGAUAUUACCAAAGCAGUUUCUUAUGGCUUUAUAACUUGACUGCAUUUAGACCUGAUAAUUAGUUCUUCCUUCUUUCAACUGCCAUGUUUUUGAUAGUGAUAGUUCUAUUUUUUUUUUCAUGAUAUCGACUGUUGCACCAGAACUCAUGCUGUAUUUUUCCUAGAAAUUGACCUAAAGCUAUUUUCAUACCUCAUCCCGCUUGUGUGUGAGGAAGUUGCAUGUUUUACUUUCUAAACACUGUUUCAUGAGAUGAAAAUGUUCAAAAUCAUAUCAUAGACUGUGAUGUUGCCCUGUUAAUGCUGCAGAAGAGCUAAGCUGUGCAUGUUUAUGGUGUUUGUUCAACAUAAUUCUUUGAGAAAUUGGAAGAUGCCUCGUGACUCCUACAGUUAUACCUCACUCUAUUGGACGUUGAUUUGUCUUCUUCUAAUGUGUAAAUUGAAUGUUGGUGCGCAUCUUAAAAAUAUUUGUGCUAUUUUUGUAACACUUUUAAAGAGUUUGACAGUGUUAAAAGAAAUUGGGUUAUUUCCUGUUUUAUUUUUAUGUCAAGUCUAUGAAUUAUUUUAUUGUAUUGUUACUAAAUAACCAUAAUUUUAACUGUUUUAUUGAAGUAAAGACUUCCACAUGGUCAAUUACUAAGUUAUUUUAUGCCUUGUGAGUUUUUAAUGUACUAAGUCCAUGUUGGUGCUAAAAUUUUGACAUAAAUUUUGUGAUAAUGCAUAACAAAUCAAAUCAAUUGUCAAUUACUUAUUUUAAGGAUAGUCAACUCAAAACAAGCAGGACCUUUUUGAUACCGUUUUAUUUUUUGUCUUGCCUAUACUUGCACAAAUUCAAUUGCGAGAAACGAAUAAGCAUGCUAUGUUUUUGUUUUUUAUUUCAUAGGUAGUCUGCUGUGUUCUACGCUAUUCGUAUACAUGCAUGUUCUGCUUUCGGAACAUUACUCUACCCAUCAAUUCUAGUUUUGCAAUCUUGCUGUGUGUGCUCUAGACAAGUGGCCAGUAUUCAGAGUCUAGAUGUAAAUGGGGUAAAACUAUUCCUGCAUUCAGGAAAGUUUUGUUGGUCUUGAAAUUUUAUUCUCGUGUCAUAUUUGAUUGUUCCUAACUUAUAAUUUGAUGACGCACAACUUUUGUAAGCUUUGUGCCUUAUACAUAUAGGCUUGCUUCCAAUUCAUGUAGACAUUACGUUUUGAUGUGUGUACGUCGCAUUAAUGUUGUUAUCAUCUCAGGACAUAUUUUUGUGUUUGAAAGAUGGCAUCUCAGUAAUUUGUUUUAAGCUUGAGCUUUUAUAUUAACUUAUUAAUUUAAACAUUAUUUGUGUUAAGGAGGUAGAUGCUGAUAAAGAGUUAUAUUUUUUAAAAAUUGCUUUAUUAACUUUGUAUUUGUGAUACAGUUUUACUUGAAGACACCUUGUACUGACUGUCCAACAGUGUUCACCAGUGUUCAAUGGUUAUCUUUGAACACUUGCUGUUUAUAUCUCUCUAUUGACUGACAACUUCGUCGUCAUUCGAAUGACAAGAUCUUGUCAACACAGUACUGUACUUAACAAAAUGUGGAAUGUUUUCCGAGUUUUUUGCUCUUGCCAGGGUGCUUUACCCAUUAAUGUCACAAAUCUGAAGCAUUUUGUUGUGUGCCACAAUAUUGUUGCAAGCUAAUUGUUGUGUACUGCAGUACUUAUCAAGUCACCAAACUGAAAUUAAAACCUUGAUUGUUUAACAUUUCA